Molecule: messenger RNA, 755 nt
Organism: Paramecium sonneborni
Lineage: Eukaryota; Ciliophora; Oligohymenophorea; Peniculida; Parameciidae
Source: the annotation of a GenBank genome assembly
AAAAUAUGAUUAAUAACAAUCCCAAAAUCAAAAUCUUAAAGCCUAUCGGACAGCCAAAUAAUCAACCUUAGCAAAAUAAUCAACCUUAGCAAAAUAGUAAACCGAAAAUAACAAUCAUUAAUUAACAGAGAAUUGAACAAGUUGAACAACCAAGAAUAGUAGUAAAAUAAGAUGUUAAAAUCUUAUAAGAAGUAGAUAUUUUUAUAAUUUUAGCGAUCUGGCUUUUUUGAUGAACUUUUAACAAAAGCUAAUUAAGAAAUUUUAUCCAACGAAAGCUAAUAUAAUAUACAACCAUUAUAAGAGAAUGGAUCAAUAAUUUUCCAAUUCUGGAAGUUUGAAUUUCCAGGAAAAGGAAACUUUGAACGAAAAUGCAUUAGUGGUAUUUUGUUUAUUGAUAGAAAUAGGUGUAUUAAAAUUCUAACCAGAUCAUCCAAAAAGUGCUCCAAGAUUUGAAUUUGAUCCAGUUUAUACAGAAAAAGGAGCUGAAGUUAUAUAGCAUGAAAAUAUAUAUGGAGGUAAUUUAAAUAAUUAAUUCAAAAGAUCAUUCUUUAUGCAUUCCUUUAUUUACAUAUUGGAAGAAUACUACAGUUGAAUAUGAAAUAUUAUAGGCUAUUGAACAUAUUUUUCAUAACCCAAAUUGGAAUGAAGGAGAUGCUCCAGCAAAUCCAAUUUUUUCAAAUUUGCUUGCUAACUAAAAAAAAGAAAUCCAAAAGAAUUAAGCUAAAUAUUUACCUGAUUUUUCUAAAAUAUUAUGA